Rangifer tarandus platyrhynchus (Svalbard reindeer) is the source of this 369-nucleotide messenger RNA. Lineage: Eukaryota; Metazoa; Chordata; Mammalia; Artiodactyla; Cervidae. The record is from the annotation of a GenBank genome assembly.
AUGUAUGUAUUUCCAGUUAAGAUUUCACUAUCAAUACUAGUAGUUACAAAAGCUGUGCUCCCUUGCUCUCCUGUGCUGUGGACAAGUGUGCUGCUAGCAACAUGGGAAAUAGUCCUCAGAGACAAGCCACCCUGCUUCAGAGCCUUUAGGCAUGAUACGAAUCAGACCAUAGGAGGAAACUGUACUGACAAGAGAAUAACCUGGGCCUCCAGACCUGACGAGAAUCUUGCCCUUCAGAUCUAUCCAGUGGUCAUCACUCAUGAUGGGAAUUACACGUGUCAAAGAGUAACAAGUGAUGGGAAUUUCCAUCAUGAGUAUCACCUCCAAGUGUUAGGUAAGGAACAUCAUAUAUUGACGUGUUUCAGAUAA